This is a messenger RNA of Momordica charantia (bitter melon), 1200 nucleotides long. RefSeq lists its product as uncharacterized. The record is from RefSeq and is a predicted model, not a curated record. Gene Ontology annotation, molecular function: DNA-binding transcription factor activity; DNA binding. Lineage: Eukaryota; Viridiplantae; Streptophyta; Magnoliopsida; Cucurbitales; Cucurbitaceae.
CUCACGAUUCUCUUCCUGAUCAUCAUCUUCAUCUUCGUCUCUUUUUUCUGUGACGAUUAAUUCCUUCUUCCUGUCAUCUUCUUCGUAUUUGUCCGUUUUUGUAGUAUGACGAUUUGAUCUUCCUCAUCUUCGUGUUGAUUAAUUUGUCCGUUUUUGUAUGACGAUUGUUUUUCGAUCGUCUUCUGCUUCGUCGUCAUCGAAUAUGAAAUCCUUUUCAUCGGAGAGAAUCGGAGUUCGACAGUACAAUAAAUCGGAACUUCCGCGGCUGCGGUGGACGCCGGAGCUUCAUCGCUACUUCGUCCAGACCGUCGAGAUCCUUGGAGGAAGAAAUCAAGCAACGCCGAAAAGAAUACUGCAAAUAAUGGGAGUGAAAGGACUGAAGAUUUCGCACAUAAAAAGCCACUUACAGAUGUAUAGGAGUACGGAAUUAGAGCGUGGCAGCAGUUGCAAGCAUGUAGUAACGAGACAAGCCAUGAAACAGCCCAGAAAAGGAACAUCGCACUCAUCUGACAUCAGAGUCCUCCUCUCUUCAAACGGGAGAUUGAGAAAAGAAGAUGAAGAGUUCAAUAGAAGUCAUGAAUCUCCAUCCAACGUAGAAGAUAGGAUCAUUUCUCAACAGGAUUCAGAUUAUUCAUGCUUGGUAGGCAGAAUGUCAGAUGAGGAAUGCACUGACAUUGGUGAACAAACAUGUGACUGUGAACUCUCGUUAUCCCUCAAGCCAUCUCCUUCUCCAUCUCCUCCUCCUCCUCCUCCUAUGAGACAGAUUCUAGAAAGAGAAUUAUGGCCACUUCAAUAUCCCAACGACUCUACAACUACCACUACUUCUACUUCUACUUCUACUUCCCAACUCAAUUUUGUACGCCUAAAAGAAUCCCCUCCUCACCAUCAUAUCAAUUUAGACCUAACCAUUUGAACCUCAUUAUAUAUAUUUAUAGCUUUAGAUAUUAUUACACUUUUCCCUGUCAAUUGCAUGAUUUGUUGUAAUGUUUAGAUAUAGAUAUUAGACUUUCUUUUUGUUUUUGUUUUUUUUAAACCUGGUAUUGAAUUGAGGGUCAUCUCCCAUUGAGGCACGCCCACACAAAGAUCCAAAAUUGUGAAGACUCCCUUAUUAAAUUCAUCUAAAUGUUCAAACAUGGAGCUUCAAGGCAGUUACUCAGAGGCACGCCCACCCUUUCAUUGGCAUUGGUUUCAAAUACUCUU